GCUUUAAAUGCGACACCCAGACGCCAUUUAGAAAUAGGUCUGUAACUCUAAAAGCAGGUCUGGAGAUCUGUAGUAGACCCUCAAAGUUUUCUGGUAAAUUAGGCAUAAAAAGUUCUCCAUCCAUGAGCAUUUCGGUUGAGUGAAUGUGUACUUUUAAAAAGUUGUUUACGCCGCUCGCUGCUUCGACAGGUGGCGACUGUAGAAAUGGCAACACAACGUACAGUCGCACAGUAUAUUACGGUAAUGUAAUGGACUGGGUGCGAGCUGGACUGUGACUGCACCUUCUGUAAUAAAGGUCGAUGAUGAAAAGACUUCAGCUGGGAGUCAAAACCGAAAACAUCCGAGACCUCGGAGCAGCUGAGAUGCCUAACUAUGAGAACAACGGUGUACGGGACCGAUGGUUGGACUACCAUCCCGUAGGACGGAGGAUACCAGGGACUCGAUUCAUUGCCUUUAAAGUACCUUUAAAAUCACCUCUGAACUGUCGGGUCCCAGCAUCAGAAUCCUUGGGUCUGUGGGACCUGCUGGACUUUCUGGAGAAUCAGAACCAGGAGCUGAGUCUGAUCAUUGACCUCACUUUCACCAAGAGGUACUACAGCCUGCCGGACGUCCCUCAGUCCUGUUCUUACGUGAAGAUCCGCACAAAGGGUCACCAGGUUCCCUCUGACGCCAACAUCCUGACCUUCAAACGGGAGGUGAGACAGUUCCUGAAGGAGAACCAGGACAAUGACAAGCUGAUCGGAGUCCACUGCACCCACGGCUUGAACCACACUGGAUACCUGGUCUGCAGGUACCUCAUAGACGUGGACAGGCUGGAUCCUUUGACAGCUCUGAAGCCCUUUAACUCCUGCAGAGGUCAUCUCAUCGAGAGGCAGAACUACCCCAAAGAUCUGCAGCGAGGCGCCAAGAGGAGCAACAGCGGCAUCGACGAGCAAGAGAAAGAGGCAGCCCGAGGGCUCCCUGGGCCGAGGCACCACCGCCAAGGAAAAGCCCGCUGUCCGGUGGUGACCCGGCAGAGGAGACUCAACUAGCCGGCGAGAAGCAACCGCCUGGUAACCGCCGUCGUCAUGGAGCUCGGCAUUGACAGGGGACAGACCACAAGUCCUGUGAUAGACCUCCACAAAGUGGCGUCCUCCCCACACCUCCUUUACAUUUAAAUAAUCAAAAAUCAGAUUUGUUAAACUGAAAUCAAAAUGAGUUUUUCUAUAAAUCCGUCUCCUUGGCAUUUGACUUGUUCUAAUUUAGACAAAUUUGUCAUAGAUAAAAAAUUUUAGUUCAGACAAAAAUCCCUCCAGGAGGUCCAUUUAGUAGCUGCUCUGGAGCUUUCGAUCAUAUCGAGAACUUUGAGGACUUGUCGUCCACAUUGGUUUAAAAGCGGAGUUUUAAAGUUGACGUUGGAAACAGCACUUUGACAAAAAGAAUCUCACCAUGAAUGAGUCCAUCUGCUGAGGAAGAUCAGUGAAAUGACUGAAAGCUUCCGAGCAGCUACUAAAUGAAACUUGUGCCGGUUUUUUUCAGCAGUUGUUUCAAAGGUUAUGAUGUUUCCCUUAACACACAGCUUCCUCUUGUGGCCUCUCAGGGUACUAUAACUCCAGUUUGACCAGUUUCAGUCCCAGAGCUCCCAGUUCCAGUCCCAGAGCUCCCAGUUCACUCAUCAGCCUCUCAGAGUCUCUAACGUCAAAUUUAGACGUGUGGCAAGUUUUCUGUUUCAGGACAAUCGGGACAGUGUGAAAAUUAAGAAACACUUGAUGUGAAUAGAUAGCGUGAAAUUUGGGUUCAUCCAGAAAAAUCCAAGUAGAAAAUGUUUUUAUUAGAAAUCAGAAGCUGUAAACUUAUAACAAUAAUCCCUUUGGUUAAGUCAGAGUUUUUGUCCUUGAACGCACUGAAGUGAGAACAUGAUGUAUUGGGUCCUGUCAAUGAACACAAAGGCUGACCUGAGAAAACGGAGCAUCUAGCAUCAAAAGGUAAACACAACAUCUUAGAAAUCAUAUUAACGCUCCUUUAUCUAAACUAAACUUUGUGUUUCAACACAGACCUGAAUGAAUCCCAGGAAACUGCCAUAGUUUUGAUUAAAACACUGGCUCUGGAAAAAAACAUCCUGAACAACAAAACGUGAAUCAAUCUCAAAAAAAAAUAACUGGUAACAGAAAUUAGACAAAACUGAUCUGAGGUUCAGAGAGAGACUGAAGCAUCUGUAUAUCUGAAAAUUUAGAAACGUUUCCUCAAAAUGCUGCUGAACUCAGCUGGUCGUGAUUUAAGCUGUCGACCAUCAGAUGCACAAUAGAAUCAGUAACCCACCAUACAUGACUUUAACUCCCCAUCCUGGAGGUGUGGACCCCCCCACCAAGAGAUCACAACAUGUCUUUUACUGAACAGAAGAAAUUAUAAUUCUGCUACAUUAAGGUUUUUACUCAUUUUCUUAUGGAGCAGUAUUAGGACCAUUGUUAAAAGAAAAAUAAAAAUCUGAAAUUUUGAGAAUUGAGUCAAAAAUCAUGAGGAAGGAAAAUAGUUAUUUAGAGAAUAACCUUGUACUAUUUUGAGUAAAGUAUCUCAAAAUAUAACUUUUUUUUCUAGAGGAUUAUAACAUUUUCUUUUUGUAUAAAAAACAAGUUAAUCUUCAAAAACUUGAAAUCAUUAGUUUGAGAGUCAACAAUUUACAAGUAAAACAUUUAAAUAAAAAGCAAUAUUAUGAGGAUAAAGCUGUAACAUUUUGAAAAAGAUUUACAAAGAACAAGUCAAAAUAUUUUGAAAAGUAUCUUGAAAUAUUAUUUUUCCUACAAAUAUGACCUUUUCUGAUAAAGGUUUGUGGUUUUCUCCAAAUAUGACAUCUUUUGUUCUUUGAAUAAAGUCAAAAAUGUACAAGAAAAUUAUUUUGGCAAAGUUUCUGAAAUGUUACAACUUUUACAACUCGUCUUCUCAAACUAAUACUUUUCUCCUAAAAUUGACAAAUUACACUUGUCCCAAAAUAUAUAUUUCUUUUUACGUAUUUCAACCUUUUCUCCAAAUAUUCCAACUUUUUUCUUGUAACAUUGUGACUUUAUCCUGAAAAUCUCAGAAUUUGUUUUCCGAUGGUGCCGUUAAAACUUGUUGUAAUGUCUCUCUUUGCUUUUUUUCCUGUGAAAUAUAAAAAUUCAAACUGGAAAAACCAACCUAUCAGACUCUUCUUUAGUGAUGUCAGCAUGAUGUCAGAGUCUCGCCUCAGGGAUGCAGACCGACCGUUCAUCAAGGUGAUCUGAAUCAGUUUGUUUGGAGGUUGCAGAAAUGACGGACUA
Molecule: messenger RNA, 3272 nt
Organism: Xiphias gladius (swordfish)
Lineage: Eukaryota; Metazoa; Chordata; Actinopteri; Istiophoriformes; Xiphiidae
Product: RNA/RNP complex-1-interacting phosphatase-like
Biological process (GO): dephosphorylation
Molecular function (GO): polynucleotide 5'-phosphatase activity; protein tyrosine/serine/threonine phosphatase activity
Source: RefSeq, a predicted model, not a curated record